Coffea eugenioides is the source of this 2286-nucleotide messenger RNA. Its product is annotated as peptidyl-prolyl cis-trans isomerase CYP59. The record is from RefSeq and is a predicted model, not a curated record. Gene Ontology annotation, molecular function: zinc ion binding; peptidyl-prolyl cis-trans isomerase activity; RNA binding. NCBI's taxonomy places the organism in Eukaryota, Viridiplantae, Streptophyta, Magnoliopsida, Gentianales, Rubiaceae. The transcript is spliced from 14 exons. The coding region runs from base 215 to 2017 and encodes 600 amino acids. Gene Ontology annotation, cellular component: nucleus. Gene Ontology annotation, biological process: protein peptidyl-prolyl isomerization.
CGAACAGUGGUAAGUAUUAAACCCAGACCCACAGUUAAGAAAGAGAAACGGGAAAAGGAGCUUAAAAGUUAAACCCCAAAGGAGGAAGAGGAACCAUCGUCUGGGCGUGGUUGCCCCUUUAUGUAGAAUAAAAUUUCCGGCACUAAUGUCGAGUUUCAGCUCAACUGAAUUAUAUAUUUGAGUCGUUUUCGAGGUUUAAGAAAAUUGUCCAAAAAUGUCUGUAAUGAUUGUAACGAGCCUGGGAGAUAUAGUUGUGGAUUUGUUCACCGACCGGUGUCCUCUCACUUGCAAGAACUUUCUCAAGUUAUGCAAAAUUAAGUACUACAAUGGCUGCCUCUUUCAUACCGUCCAGAAGGAUUUUACUGCACAGACAGGUGAUCCUACUGGAACAGGGUCUGGCGGUGAUUCUGUGUACAAAUUCUUAUAUGGAGAUCAAGCUCGUUUUUUUGGUGAUGAAAUUCAUUUGGACUUGAAACAUUCUAAGAUGGGCACUGUUGCCAUGGCUAGUGCUGGAGAGAAUCUCAAUGCUUCCCAGUUUUAUAUCACGUUGCGAGAUGAUCUGGACUAUCUUGAUGGGAAGCACACUGUUUUUGGAGAGGUAGCAGAAGGGCUUGAGACACUCAGUAGGAUAAAUGAAGCUUAUGUGGAUGAAAACAGUAGGCCUUACAAAAAUAUCAGAAUUAAGCACACUUACAUACUGGAUGAUCCUUUUGAUGAUCCUGCACAAUUAGCUGAAUUACUUCCAGAUGCUUCACCUGAAGGAAAACCAAAAGAUGAGGUUGAUGAUGAUGUCCGACUUGAAGAUGACUGGGUACCAAUGGAUGAAAGUCUAGGUCCGCAACAGCUGGAGGAAGUCUUGCGUGCCAAAGAAGCACAUUCCAGGGCUGUUGUGCUUGAAAGUAUUGGGGACAUUCCUGAGGCUGAGGUAAAACCUCCGGAUAAUGUGCUGUUUGUUUGCAAGCUCAAUCCAGUUACUGAAGAUGGGGACCUUCAUACAAUAUUUUCACGUUUUGGGACUGUUACAUCUGCUGACAUAAUUCGAGACUACAAGACUGGAGACAGCUUGUGCUAUGCUUUUAUUGAGUUUGAAGAUAGGGAGGCCUGUGAACAAGCAUACUUCAAGAUGGAUAAUGCUUUGAUUGAUGAUCGGCGGAUACAUGUUGAUUUUAGCCAGAGUGUUUCAAAACUUUGGUCCCAGUAUAGGCGCGGAGGCCGAAUGAAUAAAGGAAAAGGUUGCUUUAAAUGUGGUUCUCUUGAUCACAUUGCUAAAGACUGCACUGGAGAUCCAACCAAUGCACAGCAGCAUUCAAAAUACAUACUCAAAGAUGGCAACACCCAGCACGGGGGAGAUGAUAAUUCAAGGUAUGAAAUGGUAUUUGGUGGAGAGGACCUUGGCAGCCCCAAGGGAAACAAGAGGGAAAGAUACAGUGAGCCUGAGAAGAGUGACAGAAGAGAAGACUGGAAAUCGGCAGGUCUUGAUAAUCAAGAGCGGGAUGGGACUAAAGAUUCCCAAGAAUUGCGUAGUCAUCGGGGCAGAAGUAAAGAGCUUAGAGAGGAUGACAAGUAUAGAGGAGACCGAGCAAGCAGACAUAGUGGCAGGGACAGAGGCAGCACAGCAAGCGAUGAGGGGGAUUAUAGAAGGAAAGCAUAUGGUGGUAGUGAGAGGGAUGGGAGAGAGGGCGUGAGGUAUGAGAAGAGGCAUAGAGAUGAUGCUAGUCACAGAGACAAUCAGUAUGGGAGAGAAUACAAAGAGAGGCGUGCAGGUGAUGUAGGUUGGCGAGACAGAAGGGACGAAAGAGAUUCCAUGAGAAGAAAAGGCGGCGAUGAGGUGAGACGGAGUCAAAAGGUAGAUGAAAAUGAUCAUAAUAGUAGACACGAGUCAAAGGGUAGAAAGCACUAUGACAUGGAGACCAGGAAGGGAAGAAGUGAAGAAAGGGAAUCUGGAAAGCGAAAGGCAAAGGUUGAUGAUGCUGCCGACGUUGGUGAUUAUGAACGUGACCGCAGUAGAAGACGCUAACUAGUCCGUGAGAAAUUGUUGAGCUGCAGAACGCUGUAUUUGGUUCUAUAUAUAUUAUAUUUAUAGCUCGACAACAAGCCCCUCAAAAUGAAUGUAUUGGUGGCAAUGGCAGCCACUGUGUGCUUCUUUCCAAAUCAAUCCCAAGUUGCAGGUGGAUAGAUGUCAUGAAAAACUAUUAUUGACUAACCGUAAUUGCCUCCUCACCUUCUAAUUAAACCUUUGGUAAAAUUAUUGAAUUUUUAUAAAGUACUCCAUGCGGACUGUGUUAA